AUGGAGCGAACUGUUGUUGCUCAACUCACCACUCCUGCCAUGGUCUGAGAGAAUUGAUUAAUUAGUAGUCAUCGAUAUGCCCAGAAAAAAGUGAGGUUAUUCCUCACAUGGCAGGGCAGUGGAAAAUAACUUACCCGACGAUUACAUGAAUGGAAUAAACUUAAGUCCUCGGCUUCAGCGGAACAGGUUAGAAUGGACACGAAGAAGAAACCCGUUAGCUAACUUAGCACAGUAGUCCGUUUCAAUGAAACUUUGAGCUAGCGGCGAGGUAACGUUCGUUAAUGUAUUUUUUUUUAUUUUUUUUAGUAUAUAUAUGUUUUAACAUUUUAGCAUUACAUUUUCUUUUACCAGUAGCCUAUUUAGCUAUCCUCCCACAACUAUUUUCAAAACAAAGAGGGGUGAAGGGUGAGCUGUAACCAUGGAGGCUGCAUUUCACCCUUUCUUCACCACAACUGGCCAGCUGCCCUGGUUGCUUCUGACUGUGUUUACAUCGUGGACAGCCUUUUGUUCUGCAGAUAUAAAGCAGACAAGAAGGCCAUUAUAUACCCAGAAGCCAGUUCUUCUUGCCUGGAAUGCCCCAACACAGGAGUGUGAACCACGACAUAGAGUAACCUUAUCUUUGAGCCAGUUUGACAUUGUAGCGACACCCAAUGAGGGCUUUGUGGGGCAAAACCUUACAAUCUUCUAUAAGGAACGUCUUGGGUUGUAUCCCUACUAUAAGCAUGAUGGCAGUGCGGUGAAUGGAGGCCUUCCACAACUUGUCAGCCUCACUGAGCACUCAAAAAAGAUGCCUGAAGGCCUUAAAAAAUACAUAAAAGUGCCAGGGGCAAAAGGUUUGGCUGUUAUUGACUGGGAGGAGUGGCGUCCUAUAUGGGUCAGAAAUUGGGAUGCUAAACUUAUCUAUCGAAAUAAAUCCUGUGCAAUGAUAGCCAAAAAGAACCCUACAUGGACCUCAAAACAAGUGGAGAAAGUUGCAGAACAAGAAUUUGAGCUAUCGGCUCAAAGAUUCAUGCAGGAGACUUUGAAACUGGCCAAGAAUAUGAGGCCCAAUCAGCUGUGGGGCUUCUACCUGUUUCCAGAUUGUUACAACCAUGACUACAAGAAUGGUCUGCAAAACUACACAGGCCACUGUCCUCCUGUGGAGGUGGACCGCAAUAACAAUCUCAGCUGGUUGUGGAUGGAAUGUACAGCACUUUUCCCGUCAGUAUACAUGGAACCUGUGCUGCGCUCAACAAGCCAAGGACGCCUUUUUGUCCGGAACAGGGUGAAGGAGGCAAUGCGCCUGGCAUCUGUUGGGGAUGGAUUAGCACGUCCUGUUUAUGUUUACACCCGACCCACCUAUAUCAGUCAAACAACUCUCCUAACUGAGACAGAUUUGGUCUCCACAAUCGGUGAGAGUGUUGCACUUGGAGCUGCAGGUGUAAUCUUCUGGGGCGACACCUCUCAUGCAAGCAGCAGUGCCAACUGCUCAACCCUAAAUGAUUAUCUUAAGGGACCGCUGGGCCGGUACCUGCUCAAUGUGUCCACAGCAGCAGAGCACUGCAGUCGUGUGCUAUGUAAUUUCAGCGGUCGCUGUCUUCGCAGAAUAGCAGACAGUGAUAUAUAUCUGCAUCUCAGCCCUUCAAUACACAAGAUAACUAGUCAGAGUGGCCAGCUCAAGGUUACAGGAACGCUCAGCCAAACUGAGAAGACUUUUUUCCGCAAGCACUUCCAGUGCCAGUGCUACAGUGGGUACAGGGGUGAUAACUGUACUUUGAAAGAAAAAGAGCCCAAUAGAGCCUCCUCUGUAUUAGGGACUUGGCCUCUUUGCCUUUUACUUCCGCUCGGACUCCUUACUCUUCUGCAUUGAGGAAACGAAGACUAACUAUUUACUGUUUCAGCGAGCCUAGAAGUGGACAGUUUAGACUUUUAUGGAUAAAUAUGGAAAUUAUAUUGAUGCAUUGACAGUACCAAGUAAUCUGAGACCUCCCAAAGCUGCAGGUUUUUUUCCUGGCAUGCAGACCAAUGGAACAUAAAUAUCUGUGGGUAGCAAGUUGCAGCAUGAGAUCUCUAAUUUUCAAACAAUGGGCUGAAAUUGUCCUACCACCAAGAUUACCUUGUAGAAAAUCAUAUCUAAAAUCAGUCUUUUCUCAAGGUAAUCACCAGAUAAAUGGAUGUUGAAUAGCUUUACAGGACCUUAAUGUAAAUGUUUCACCAUCUCCAUAGUGAAGAGAUGCCAAAGAUAUCUAUUUUUGAAAGCUUUUUUUUAUGAUUGGUGUAACAUCAGAACAACAACACAUGGCUUAAAGUAGAAAAAGUGGAUAAAAGGGAACAGACGCACAUAUAUUUACAGGUUAUUGGUGCCUCACGGCAAAACAGACACUAUAUUAUAAUAGUAUUAUAUAGUAUGAAUAUCGAGCUCUUAAGUGUCUUAUAAAUGAAAUACAAGCCAGUCUUAAAUUUCUUUUGUAAUUUUUUGCUUAUAGAAACAUCAAGGCUGGACCUGCUCGUUUUCAGUUCAAUAUUGUGCCUUAAAAGGGCUACAACCGGCUCGCUUUUGCAGUUGCCUUUGUUUACAAAAGUCUUUAUGUCCUUGCUUUAUAUUGAUAUAAACUCCAUCAUGGCUAACAAUUUUAUUAUAACCGAACAGUGCAGACCAAAUACAUACAUGCUACAAGGUAUCCAUCAACUGUGAAAACAGGUCAUAAAACAUUAGGAAAUAUAUCACACUGGCAAUUUAAACACAACUUUACACUAUAACUGACUGUGGUUUACACAUUUGCCCAACAAGCCAAAUAGCCCCCCAGUUUGAUCCUGGGAAGACAAAACAGAUCCCUUUACGGUUUCAUCAGGAAGGGCAUCCAGUAAAAAAAAAUCUACCAAGUCAAACAUGUGGAGCUAACGGCUGUGGCGACCCCUGAAAGCAGGGAGCAGCUGAAAGUUCAGUAUAACUGAUUAUAGCUGAUUUCAGCUUGUCUCUGAUGUACUGGAAUAGGCUAUAUGUUCGCUUCAUUCAUAGCUAAAUGUACAGGAUUGUUUUGAAAUUGUUUGCAACUGCCUAACUGAAUAUUAGCUGAAAAAAAUAUUGUGUCAAGGAUCCUGCCGGUGAUACUGUGUUGCACGUUUUAUACAGUAGGUACUAGUUUCAGUAGCUAAAAUGAGUUAUGAAAGAAGCCAGCAGGUGGUUUUUCACAAACACGGUAGUCUCAGAAUUGCACAGCGAGUGUUGAAUUGUGAUGUUAUAUGUACUUAUAUUGCAUAGGUCUUAAAGUUCUGCACUUUACUUUCAUGCAGAGGUGGACUGGGUGUCAUUACAUGUCGUGAGGGACGAAACUGAGUGAAUACUGUCGGUGCAUGGCAGUGUUAUAGUGGCUUUCUGCGUGUAAUGUGUCACAUUAGAAAUACUCUGUUUCACUGUGAAUCUUGCUGAAAAUCAAAGGGUUGCCUCGAUGGUUGUUAUAUCUCUCUCCAUCAGCUUUCAUCUUAUUUUUUUAAGAAGUAUCCAAAAUUUUUAAAGACUUUUUAAAAAAAAUAAAUAAACAUGAUAUUCUUUUACAGCAAAUGUUUCUUAACAUAUUAUUUCAGAUAGUAUGCAAAAAGCGCAACAAUAAAGAUCUUGCACAGUAACACUUGAUUAGCUCGUCUAGAACGAAAAGAACAGUUUCAACUAUUUAACACAGAUUUUGUGAUUCUGUGAUCAGUAAUUAUGUUCAAUAUUAAGAUAUAAAUAAUGUAACUGAAAUGUAUUGGUUAUUGUUUCAAAGCAAAUUAACAAAAUCAAAGUGUUCUGUGUUUAAAACAUUUCAUAUUCAUCUUUUGCAUUAGAGAAUUACAUUAUUAAAAUUUCUUUAUAUAUGA
Messenger RNA from Oreochromis aureus, 3837 nucleotides. It is a transcript of the gene hyal2b, whose product is annotated as hyaluronidase 2b. Gene Ontology annotation, biological process: hyaluronan catabolic process; carbohydrate metabolic process. NCBI's taxonomy places the organism in Eukaryota, Metazoa, Chordata, Actinopteri, Cichliformes, Cichlidae. The transcript is spliced from 4 exons. The record is from RefSeq and is a predicted model, not a curated record. Bases 419 to 1849 code for a protein of 476 amino acids. Gene Ontology annotation, molecular function: hyalurononglucosaminidase activity; hyaluronoglucuronidase activity.